This is a messenger RNA of Komagataella phaffii GS115, 786 nucleotides long. RefSeq lists its product as uncharacterized. Gene Ontology annotation, molecular function: peroxiredoxin activity. Lineage: Eukaryota; Fungi; Ascomycota; Pichiomycetes; Pichiales; Pichiaceae. The record is from RefSeq and is a predicted model, not a curated record. Bases 1 to 786 code for a protein of 261 amino acids. The transcript has a single exon.
AUGUCAGUGAUCACCCCACAACGGUUGGUCCACCUUUCCACCCAAUAUAAAAGUCUUACUGAUAGCUGGUUUCUUAUUUCAAUUGUAGCUUUAAACAUUUGCAAUCUCCCUGAAGAAAUCCCCAAAGUUUAUCAUUAUGCGUUAGAGCUCUACGCUAAUAAUGGCUCUCCUACCAUACAAACGGCGGAGAGGUCCUUGAAAACAUGUCAGACAUUAAUCGACCGAUAUGCAGUCUCACUAGAGUUCCAAAAUGAUAAGGAUCUCAUCAAGCAGAAACACGUUACUUCAAGAGCUAGAGAAGCUCUGCUGAAGUCAGCAGCCUUGGGAGGAUUACCAAAGUGCAUAAAUUCUAUGAUGCUUCUUAAAGAAGCCACUCCAUUAUCAUUAAGAGAGACAGCGGUCAAAAGAGACUUUUUGCUUUCCGAAGAGGCAGUAAGAACUGAAAGAGAAAGAGGAAGGCAGUUUUGGAACAGUGUUUAUGGAAAGAUUUCAAAUAGAGUGAUGGGCCAAAUGAACACCGCCUACCCUGAUCUAUGGCACUAUACCUUCAACCAUGUGUACGCUCCACUAUUGAGUUUUACAGAUGUAUUGUCAGUAAAGGAGACAAGUCUGGUUGUGAUCUCAUGUUUAAUUCCGCAAGAUGUCAAUCCGCAAUUGAAGGGUCAUCUUAAAGGCGCAGUGAAUAACGGAUGUACUCUGGAAGAGAUUAGAGACGCCAGGUUGUUAACUAUUCAAUUAUCGAAUUGGUGUGGUGUUAAAUGGAAAGGAGAAGUAGCGAGUCUAUGA